UGGCCACCGCCAGCUCUUCUGAAAAUGGCGAAGAUAUUCCAUGACAUUUGCGUUGAAAAAACUGGCGUAACUGAAGAGGCGAUCAAGGAAUUCAGCGACGGUCAGAUACACGAAGAUGAGGCGCUCAAAUGUUAUAUGAAUUGUCUGUUCCAUGAAAUCGAUGUGGUGGACGAUAAUGGUGAUGUGCAUUUGGAAACGUUAUACAACACCGUGCCGGGUACUGUGCGUGAUAAACUGAUAAACAUGGCAAAGGAUUGCGUGCAUCCGCAGGGCGAUACGCUUUGUCACAAGGCUUGGUGGUUCCAUCAGUGCUGGAAGAAGGCCGAUCCUGUGCAUUACUUCCUGCCUUAAAUUUCUUGGCACAAGCUGAUAUCUUGUAUGUUCCGGCAUAUCGUUGUCACCGACUUCUUGUACCAUCAAAAACUUUGACGACAGAACCUUAGAAAAGGCCAGUUGUGUGGAUAAAAUAAAAGUUUAUGUAGAGUUUUUCUUUUAUUUAGUUAAGUAAAAUUUUAUUUUAUUAAAGCAUUACAAAA
Rhagoletis zephyria (snowberry fruit fly) is the source of this 536-nucleotide messenger RNA. RefSeq names its product general odorant-binding protein 83a-like. Gene Ontology annotation, biological process: sensory perception of smell. Gene Ontology annotation, molecular function: odorant binding. NCBI's taxonomy places the organism in Eukaryota, Metazoa, Arthropoda, Insecta, Diptera, Tephritidae. The record is from RefSeq and is a predicted model, not a curated record.